AUGGCUGAAAACUGUUAUCCACAAUCUGCCCAUAAACCACAGCAUUAACCAGGAUAGAGGCGUUUAUAUAAAGCCGGAUCAAUGAGAAAUCCAGAAUUUGGCUGUGUUAAAGGAGUGUUUGUUUGUGGCCCUUAUGUAAACAGUCAUCAGACAGCAAAAGAUGGAGGGAGGAGGAGAGGAGAGGGAGCCUCCUUGAUUGCCCCUGGCUCCGCAGCGCUGACGAAAGCUGCUUAGCCCCUCAGUUUCCAUGGUGACCCACAGAGAGCAGCCAGACAAAAAAACGAGGCAAAGGGGAGUGGCUUAGAGGGAGAAAUAGAGGAGAAAGAGCUGGAUGGCAAGAUAGACAGAAGGAGGGACACACACAGACUGUAACGCUGUGUGCUGCUGAUGUAACAUAGGGCUACACGCGGAUAAUAAAAUUACAUUGCUCCCUAAGGAUUUCAUUGCUCUCUAAUUUAUAUUUACCACUGACUUGAGGACAAAGAACUGAAGAUGGAUGUGCAAACGGAGAACACGGAACCACCACCAUCUGAGUCGCAGCCCAGUGGAAAAAUCAGAAAGGGAUUCAAGCUGUUUGGGAAGCGCAAGCCCGGUAACAUCUUUUCUAUUCGAAGCAAAAGCGAAGGAAAUAAUAAGUCCCCACUGCACAGGAGUAAAACCCUGGACGUUCCAGACUCUGCAGCUAACGACUCAGAGGACCAGGAGAAAGAUAAGACUGACGGAGAUGAGGAGCAGACAGAGGAGGGUCCACUGGGUGAAGAUGGCGUUCUGGCUGCCGCUCCUGCCCGCACCUCCAUCUCCUCUGCCAGCUCGGCCAAGUCCCUGGGCUUCCUUUCCAUCCUCAGAGGGGGUCGGAGGGGAGUGGGGGACCGCAGAGUACAAACCGUAUCCCAGCCCGUAGGACGCCAGCGCCGGGGGAUUAAGGGUCUAUUUGGAAAUGUUAAGUUUCGCUCAAAGGAUAAGGAGGAGAAAGAGGAGGUCCCGCCGAGCCCACUCUUAAUGUCAUCCAGAAGUAACAGUGUGGAGAUCAUCAAAGAGGACUUGACGUUGACCCCCAAAUCUCACCCUCGCUCGCUGGACAGCCCCGGGACAGAGAGCUCGGAGCCCACCAACAAGAGCCUAACAGCCCAGGACAGCUCGACCACGUCCCCAACUAGGACUCCAGGCGGUGAACCAAAUGAGUCACAUUGUACUAUGCAGGCCGCCAUGGUUCCCGGUGAGACCAGCCUGAGCACGCUAUUGGCUGACAUCUCCUCACUCCUGACCUUUGACUCCAUCUCGGGAGGGGGGGACAUCAUGGCGGACGUGGAAGCAGAGUGGGGUAAAGCUUCUAUAUCCUCAGAUGUUUCGCCUUCAUAUACUACAUCAUUUUCAAAACCUGUCUCUUCACCGUUAUCUUCAGUCUCACCUAAACCUGUUAACUCAUUUCACACCACGCUGCCUUCUUCAACUACACCAUCUUCUCCGAUGAAACCCAGCAGCAUCAUCACCACGUUAACCAAAUCUACAACUUUGACAACACCAACCAUCAAACCAACAAAUGAGACGACAACAGACGUCACAUCAGCUGCCAUAAAACCAUCAACAAGCCCAUUAACGAACAUUUCCGCACCAAUUAUGUCUUCCCCGACAAUUACAAUGAAAACUACUUUGAGCAUAACCAUGACUACAACAGCUCCUCCUAAUGCUCAAGCCACUGCAACUAAAGUGCCAUCAGCUAGCUCAAUUUUAACCUCAACAGUGAACAAGCUAGCAUCUGAGACCACCGAAACUCCCAAAACGGUAUCAUCGGUGAGCUUUGUUACCACACCACCUCCAGCAAUGGUUAACCCACCUAAAACUACACCAUUCACCCUGACCUCAACUUCCAAACCGGAUUUGUCAAGCAGUUUACCAGCCACCUCUUUCAACAAAGUCCCAGUGACAGUAUCGUUGUCAUAUCCUCUUACAGCCAAGCCCACGCCUCCCGCACCACUUAUCUCUUCAAAGAUUCCAACAACAGAAGUUAUGGCUGCGAGCAAAUCAGUGUCUACAACAAGUGUAACUCCACCUGACCAAUUUUCUACAGCGGACCUGAACAAAACAUCUCAAUCAUUUGUCAGUGAGAGUUCAAGUUCAACAGCAACAACUUUUACUAAGACCCAAGUAAGUUCUGUAUCAGUACUAUCAACAGUAUCAAAAAGUCAAGCUCCGCCCACUUCUGCACCCCCUGUUUAUUUAAAUGAGACAAUUCCAACUAAACUAACUGCUACUUCGUCUAUGUCUGCAAACUCUAUACCUACGCCUGCUUUAGCCCAAAUCUCUCCAAUGUCCUCUACCUCCUCACUUUCUGUAUCUAAAGAAGGCCCUCUAUCUAUCUCGCAACCUAAAAUUUCUCCCGCACCUUCUGAAACGCCUUCAUUCCUUUCAAAGAUGCCCACGCUGACAUCACAAAUCUCUGCAUCGUCCCCUCAGAUCCCUCUCUCUACUACUACCCUGUCUACUCACCCUGCACUUUCUCAAACUUCCUCUUGCCCCAUUUCCUCUGCCCCACUGUCCCGGGAUGGCUUGAGUAGGAAAAGAGAAAGUGAUCCAUGUUUGUUAGAUGGGAAUUUGACGUUAAGUUCCAAAACUCCAGAACCCCGUGACACCCUGCAAGAAAAUUCACAUCAGAUUAAAGAAGAUAAAAAGAAGACAUCGCAAGGACACGGCACAGGGCUGAGCAAAAUACCUGUAGUUGGUGGGGGCAGAGUUGGUAAGAUCCCUGUACGCAUUAGCCACAAUACAGAGGAGGAGGCAAAUAAGGACAUGACUACAUCUGCUGCCCCGGAGGAAUCAGCCCCUCAUAUAAACUCACAUGAUAGUGCAAGCAAAGAUAAAAUCUCUAUCUCUGAGGUUGCCGUGGUCACCUCUAAGCAAAGCCAAGAAGAGAGCCAGACGCAAUCAAAGGCUCCCACCUGUUCCCCGCGUGACUCCAAAAUCCCUGUAAAACAUGGUUCUCAAAUCCCACAAGCGAACAGAACCAAGAUCCCAGUGUCUAAGGUUCCAGUGAGGAGGGCAGCGGGGGCCAAACCAGCAGCUCAAAGUGGUACCACGCAAAUACGGAAAUAGAACAACAGAUCAGAUCAGUGACUUUGAAUGCAUCUUUAAAGUCUUCUUAAGCUAUUUUUGGCUCAUUUCUCAACUUCUCAACAAUACAGGAACAGUAAAUAUAGACUCAAGCACAAAUCAUCUCUCUUGGCAGCCUAAGGAAGUCUAAAUUUGGACAUGUCUCAGGAAAGAUCAGGAUUGGUAACUUCAGUGAACAACAUGGUCCUGGUACAGUGUUGCUUAUACACAUACGCUUUUUAAAGAGGUGCUUUUCCGACAGACAAAUGUUUUUUACUCUGUUAACUUCCAUUUUUGUAGGAACAGUUUUUGUCUUUCUUUCCAACGAGUCUCUUUGAUAAACUGUUCUUUUACUGUCUCCUAAUGAAUAACUGCAGCCAAAAUCCAAACAUUCCAAUCUAUCUGGAUGUACAGUAUGUAGCAGAAAACUUACAAUUAUUAUUAUUAUUUGCACAUUUUUGAAUUGUACAGCGCCUGUGUGUUUGUCUGCUGGUACUUGCAGUAAAUUAUGUGAUCAAAUCUCAAUGUGAACUGCGCGAAAGACUUACCUCCUCCCAGUUAGAAGUGGACAGUGGCUGAUAUAAAUGGCUAAAUGGACAAUGGAUUUAAUACGGGAGAAGCUACUGAAUCAACUCGUGCUUAUCUUAACCACACUUAUUCUCGGACAAGAGCAGUAUCUGUGUAUUGUCUCCGCUAUGUUGUUAUGUUUACUAUUUAAACAAUAAAUAUUACAAGUCCUUAAUAACACGAUAUCUUAUUUAAAUUCAGCCACUGAAAAUACUGACUUUUACAAUUACACAUUUAACUUAAUAAACUAUGUAUAGACCAGGGCAAACCUAGAUCAAAAACAGAGAUUUAUUAACAAGCAUGAUUUAAGUAUGAAACUAAAUACUGAGUCAUAAUCAGGACUAAUUAUCAAC
Molecule: messenger RNA, 4007 nt
Organism: Periophthalmus magnuspinnatus
Lineage: Eukaryota; Metazoa; Chordata; Actinopteri; Gobiiformes; Gobiidae
Product: mucin-2
Exons: 1
Coding region: 493-3090 (865 amino acids)
Biological process (GO): regulation of canonical Wnt signaling pathway
Cellular component (GO): plasma membrane
Molecular function (GO): phosphatidylinositol-4,5-bisphosphate binding; beta-catenin binding
Source: RefSeq, a predicted model, not a curated record